AUGGCUGCUGAACAAAGGGAAGGCUCCUCCCCUCACACACAUGAAGCUGUAGUGGUGGGCACCCCUAAAGCCACAGUGAAGGGCACCCCUAACAACGCCAUAAAAGCAGCCAAUAGGAUUAAAAAAAGGGCCUUGUCUUCUGGCAAGAAGGUCCCACCUAUGAAGCUCAUAAUAACUAAGAAAAAGGUGAGGGAUGAUCAUUUUGAUGGCCCCUCCACAUCUGAUGGCAGGCCCUACAGGGCCCACCCUAAGAAGAAAAAGCGUGUAUCCCCAGGGCAGCUCGCUGCUGAGAGCGAUGCUUCACAGUCCAGUGGGGACGAUGUGCAGGAAUUACUGCGCCAGAACCGCAGCCUGCAGCGUCGCCUGGCCCGGGUUGAGGAGCGUUUAGAUAGGUCUAAGUCCCCUUGUCGACGGUCUUGUGAGGGUAGGCGUAGGCAUAGGUCACCUGUUUCGAGUUCACCAGACAACUCCUCCAGCCCUGAUUGGCGCAGAACAUGACGCAGGAAGAAGAGGUCAUACAGAUCAAGGAAGCAUGGGUGUAAGUGCAAGAGGAACACUUCAAAUUCUUCGGAUCUUUCAGGUACGUGUGAUUCCUGUGGCGAGUCGGAAGAACGCUGCAAGGGGUACUGGGUUACUACCCACAAGGCCUCUGGCCUUCCUAGUUGGAUAUGGGAACGUCGCACCCGGCGUCAUCGCUGCGCCUUUGGGGCCAGGGAGCCAUGUGGGGAGGAUGGGCUGGAUGCAAAAGGGAGGGUGCGGGCAUCAAACUUCAAGCACACGGAUCAGCCACCCGGCAUCCAGCUUAAAAAGAAUCUUCGCAAUCGCAUCCUAAAUGGGGAAUUUGUGGAUAUGUUUUCCCUGCUCUCCCCGGCUUCUUUUUGUAGUUCCAAGUUUAAGCCGGAAUCGUAUUGUAAGAGGGACAAGGCAGUGGAUGUUGCUAGAACAUUCGAUAAUUGGUUAACCGUUUACACAACUUACAUGGGGUUGGUGGCUGCUGCUUACCCCGACAAGGCCUGGCACUUGGCUAACUACCAAGGCAUUAUUUUAAAAGCCAGAAAAAUGGCGGGGGACUCUGCAGCUUUAGCGUAUGAUGGGAAGUUCCGUGAGAGGGCUGCUGAAGACCCCAAGGCACGUUGGGACAUUAAGGACAGUGACAUCUGGUCCGAAGUAGUGGCACCACACUUCGAAAAAAGGGCUUUGGGGGAGAAGUCAGGCAACCCCCCCUCCAAAGUACAGAGGGUGGCUACGUCAGCAUGCUGGGAGUUUAAUAAUGGGUUGUGCAGCAGGGACAGAUGUCGUUUCGACCAUGCUUGCAAGCGCUGUGGUCGUUCACACUCACGGACUAAGUGUUUGCGGGCUAAGCUUCCUUUUCACAGUUUUCAAAAGACAGGCUCGGGGAGUGGAUCCAGGGACACAAAGGGAGACUCAGGAGCAUACUUUGGCAUACCUUUGGCUGCUGAAAAGACCGAGGGCCCUUCUACGAUCCAUUCCUACUUGGGUAUUGAACUGGACACACAUCAGCAAUCUUCGCGCCUCCCGCAGACCGAGCUGGAAUCCUUAAAAGCGUUGCUGGAAGCAAUGCUGGGGGUUAAAAAGACCACCCUUCGCCAGCUUCAAUCCCUAUUGGGCCAUCUCAGUUUUGCAUGUCAGGUAAUUGUGCCAGGUCGUGCUUUCUGUACCCGUUUGGCACGGCUCACGGCCAGGGCGGUAGCCCCCCACCAUCACAUCAGGGUGACAAAGCAGAUAAAGGAUGAUGUGAAGAUUUGGCUCGCAUUCUUGCAGGAUUAUAAUGGGGUCUCAUUUUGGCAGAAAAGCCUUAACCCUGGGGUGGAGUUCCAGGUCCAUUCUGAUGCUUCUGGCUGCUAUGGUUUUGGCGUGUUCUUUAGGGGCCAUUGGUGUGCCCAACCAUGGCCAUCUUCUUGGCAUGUAGCAGGCAUCACUCGUGAUUUAACCUUCCUUGAGUUUUUCCCUAUUCUAGUCGACAUUCGCAUCUGGGGAACCCUCUUCUCGAAUUCUAGGGUCUGUUUCUGGUCUGACAAUCAAGCAGUGGUAAGAGUUAUAUCUAGGCAGUCAGCAAAGUCCGAUAGGGUCAUAAGAGUGCUGCGCCUGUUUGUGCUGGAGUGCCUGCGGCACCAUAUUUCCUUCACGGCCCGUUUCAUACCUGGUCUUAACAAUAACAUUGCUGAUGCAUUAUCUCGUUUCCAGGUGGAACGCUUCCACGAGCUGGCACCAGAUGCAGCCCAGAUCCCGGACACCUUCCCAGAUGAUCUGUGGGAGAUUGGAAGAGAGAAGUAAACCAGGGAGAAUUGUCAGUAUUAGCACCCUCCACUAGACGUUCUUAUUCCAGGGCCUGGGACACCUUCGGGCAUUUUCGUGGCUCCAUAGCACGGCACGCUUCCGAGGAGGAGGUGCUUCAAUUCCUGGUCUCCUAA
Messenger RNA from Podarcis lilfordi (Lilford's wall lizard), 2432 nucleotides. NCBI's taxonomy places the organism in Eukaryota, Metazoa, Chordata, Lepidosauria, Squamata, Lacertidae. The record is from the annotation of a GenBank genome assembly.